Molecule: messenger RNA, 1194 nt
Organism: Candidula unifasciata
Lineage: Eukaryota; Metazoa; Mollusca; Gastropoda; Stylommatophora; Geomitridae
Source: the annotation of a GenBank genome assembly
AUGGAUUGGGUUGAUCCGAAAAAAGAACUGAUCCAUGAUAUUUUGACUAGAGAAGAUGUGGAAGAAAAUUAUUUCGCAGCAGAGGAGAAAGAGGAUUUUCCGUCUGUGUUUUGUAGUGGGGGCUUAACCGCUUUGUCAGAUACUGCCCGAUCUUGUGAAUUGGAUUCCCCAGAAGAAGAAAAGCUCGAUAAUAUCAGUGCUUUUAACUGUGACAACAAUAAAACUGAACAAUCUUUUGGGGACUUACAUUUUGUUGAAAAUAUAUUCCAGCUUUCGAACCUUGGCUCAGACUCAGUUGAUUUGUUAAGCCCAAGCCAGUUCAAUGAUAGUGACACUGAGUGGAUGUUAUCAGAGUAUGAAGGUUCUGACUUGAAGAAAACAAAAUUAGCUGGCACUGGACAUGAAAAACGCAUGGUUAAUUCUGCUAAACAGGGUAGUUACGGAAGCAGACGCUCAUACUGUUUAGGUAAUAGCAAUUCAAAGAAUGCAGUUGCUGCAAGAGACAACCGGCUGAAAAAGAAAAAGUACGUUGAGGACCUAGAGAAGACGGUCAGUAACUUGCAAGUUGAAAAUGAAUGUCUGCGAGAACAGUCAAAGAAGAAUAGUCAUACCUUGGGUGUGUUACAAAACGAAGUAUCUUAUUUGCGAAAAGUAAUAGCUAAUCAAUCUACCCUUUCAGCCAUUUUGAAAAACGUGAUGAAAACACCUGGCAUUACAUUGACCACAUCAUUCAAAAAUGCAGCGAGCUAUAACAGUUCAGAAGAGGACAAAUUGCACUCUGAUCUUAGUAGCUGCAACAAAAAUGGUAAUAAUAAUAAGAAGGAUAGAAGCUGCAAGAAGAAAGACAUUCACUGUGUUGAUACUCCUGAGCAAGUUGACUCUGUCUUUGAUUUAAAGUCAGCCUCUUCCACUAAUUCUAGAAGGGCGUCAAAACGAAAUGUAAAAGGCAAAAUGAUGCACACACAGAGUCAGAAAAAGGAAGCUGUGGCACAAGAAAAUAAACAGCCAGCUGACGUCACAAAAAAUAAUGAAACAUUUGAAGACUCUGAUGCGUCACAUAUUUCUAUGGAUAACAUACAUGGUGGCAUUUGCCUUCAUGUAUCCGGACACAACGUAUCACUUGAAUUCUGUCCUCUUUGCAACAAAAAUGCAUAUUUAGGACUUAUUACUGAUCAUUCUUAUGUGAAGUUGUAG